This is a messenger RNA of Dibothriocephalus latus, 333 nucleotides long. The record is from the annotation of a GenBank genome assembly. NCBI's taxonomy places the organism in Eukaryota, Metazoa, Platyhelminthes, Cestoda, Diphyllobothriidea, Diphyllobothriidae.
GGUGGAGAUAUAAAUGUCCUUAGGGACCUGGUGAAGCUGGGCAUGUUGGGACGCAAGUCGGGCAAGGGCUGUUUCGACUACACCAGCCAUGCCAAGCACCGUCACGUGAACUCCGCCCUCUCCGAGGUGCUCACCCAGUACGCCGUGCCGCCCGUCGUGCCGAACAGCCCUCAACGCAUCCAGUACCGUCUCUUCUCACGUUUCGUCAACGAGGCUGUGCUGUGUCUGCAGGAGGGAAUUCUCGUUAACGGGCCCGUGGAGGGUGACAUUGGAGCCGUCUUUGGCCUCGGCUUCCCUCCCUGCCUGGGCGGUGAGUCAUCUAUAACCUGCUGA